This is a messenger RNA of Exophiala dermatitidis NIH/UT8656, 1515 nucleotides long. RefSeq names its product MFS transporter, DHA1 family, multidrug resistance protein. Gene Ontology annotation, molecular function: transmembrane transporter activity. Gene Ontology annotation, biological process: transmembrane transport. Bases 1 to 1515 code for a protein of 504 amino acids. The record is from RefSeq and is a predicted model, not a curated record. Lineage: Eukaryota; Fungi; Ascomycota; Eurotiomycetes; Chaetothyriales; Herpotrichiellaceae. The transcript is spliced from 7 exons.
AUGCAGGAUAUUGAGGGCGCAGAUCUGCCUUCAUCCCAGGGCGCAACGGGGAUGGAUCUCGAGAAAGACACAAACUCUCCGCCAUCUGUGCCAGUUACCCCAGCGCGCAAUCCGGCAGACGAUAUCGUCGAUUUCGAUGGCCCAGACGACCCUCACAACCCGCAGAACUGGUCCAAAAAGAAGAAAUGGCGCGUCACUGCCGCCAUGGGAGGCAUGACGUUCGUCGUCACCUUCGCUAGCUCGAUCUAUAGUGUUGCAAUAGUGCCUGUUGCGCAUAAGUACCAUAUUGGAGAAGUCACCUCGAUCCUCGGUGUGUCGCUUUUCUUACUCGGCUUUGUCUUUGGACCCAUCAUAUUCGGACCAGCAUCCGAAGUCUUCGGUCGACGAGUUCCCCUGAUCGCCGGGUUCUUCGCAUUUGCAGUCUUCCAAAUCCCCGUCGCCGUGGCCCAGAAUGUCGAGACCAUCAUGCUCGGCCGGUUUUUCGGCGGAUUUGCUGCUUCGUCUCCCUUGGCGGUGGUUGGAGGCGCCCUCGCCGAUAUCUGGGGUCCCAUCGAUAGGGCGUAUGCUGUGUGCAUAUUUGCGGCGGCGGCGUUCGUAGGACCCGUGGCAGGCCCAAUCAUUGGUGGAUUCAUCACUCAGUCCUACUUGGGCUGGCGCUGGACUGCUUGGAUCACUCUGAUCAUCGCAGCACUGUUUGGACUCAUUGGCCUCAUAUGUGUUCCCGAGACAUCUGCCGCGCGGAUUUUGCAAGCGAAAGCGAAACGGCUGCGAUACGAGACCAAAAACUGGGCACUCCAUGCCAAAGCGGACGAGCGCCGCGUCGAUGCAUGGACUCUGUUGUCUGUGUACCUCAUCCGGCCUUUUGUCAUGUUUGUCCAGGAACCUAUUUUGGCCUUGGUCACGGCGUAUAUGAGUUUCAUCUAUGGGAUUUUGUAUCUUUUCUUUGAAGCUUUUCCAAUCUCCUUCCAAGAAGAACGGCACUGGAACCAAGGCGUGGGCGCUUUGCCGUUCGCUGCGUUCAUCGUCGGGAUCGCCAUGGGAACUGGUGUUAUUGCCUAUUCUACACGAACGAAUUUCACCCGCGCAUUUCACAAGCACGGCAAGGUCGUGCCAGAGGAACGACUGCCGCCCAUGAUUGUCGGAGCGGCUGCAUUGCCAAUUGGGUUGUUUUGGUUUGCUUGGACAUCAAAUCCACACAUCACAUGGGUCCCACAAGUCCUGUCCACGGCGCUCCUGGGAGCAGGAUGUCUGGUGACGUUCUGGCAAGGCAUGAACUAUAUCAUCGACUGUUAUGGGUUUUACUCCAACAGUGCCAUUGCCAUCAACACGUUUGUGCGCUCGUUAUUUGGGGCCGGGUUUCCACUGUUCGCGCCCGCCAUGUAUCACAAUCUAGGGGUUCCGUGGGCUACAUCCUUGUUGGGGUUUUUGUGUCUCGCUUUUUUGCCGGUGCCGGUGCUGUUUUAUAGGUAUGGUGCGCAGAUAAGGUUGAGGUCGAGGUUUAGACCUGUUAUGUAA